Molecule: messenger RNA, 1600 nt
Organism: Salvia splendens (bonfire salvia)
Lineage: Eukaryota; Viridiplantae; Streptophyta; Magnoliopsida; Lamiales; Lamiaceae
Product: receptor-like protein 9DC3
Exons: 1
Coding region: 946-1533 (195 amino acids)
Molecular function (GO): protein binding
Source: RefSeq, a predicted model, not a curated record
CGACUGGGGAAGAGACUUGGAUGAAAGAAAUAGCACUACCGGCUACUGUUUUUAUAUUGGAGAUGCUAUCUUUACUUGGUCGUCAAAGAAGCAAGCUGUAGUGACACUCUCAACAUGUGAAGCCGAGUAGGUGGCAGCAAGUUCAACGGUGUGCCAUUGCAUUUGGUUGAGAAAUUUACUAAGUUUUCUGGGAUUCACGCAAAAAGGCCCGACGGAGAUACAUGUUGAUAAUAAGUCUGCAAUAGCACUUGCAAAGAAUCCAGUGUUCCACGAAAGAAGUAAGCAUAUUGAUACUCGUUAUCACUUUAUUCGGGAGCACGUGAACCAAAAUGAAGUGGAGUUAGUGUACUGCAAGUCACAGGAUCAAAUUGCAGACAUAUUUACGAAGCCGCUAAAGAACGAUGUUUUUAGAAGAUUGAAAUUUAUGCUCGGCAUGAAAACCAUGAAGAAUUGAGCUUACGGGAGGAUGUUGAAAUUAGUAACCUCAAUUUCUUCACAUUUAAGGAAUGGUGAUGAAGGUGCUGCAUCACCACCUUAUCAUAGUAGUGUAAACUUGUGAGUAAUUCAUGGCUAAAAAGGUAGCCACACAUGCACUACAUUAGGCGGUGGUGUUUUGUGGAUGGCAUUUGAUGGCUUCCUAAUUAAGUAGAAAGUGAUAUCUAGUAGGUGACGUAGCAUAUAGCUGGCAAUUUAACAUCUAUAAAUAGGGAAUUGUAUUUCAAUAUAAAAAAAAUCAAGUUAGAAUUGUGAGUGAGUUAAAGAGCCGUAGCUCAAAGUGAGGAAGAUUGAGAGUUGUGUUGUGCUGAAGCACUUUUGUGUAUUUUGUAAUCCCUUUUGGCGAGAAGCUUAUUAAUACUAUCCUCCAUAUUUCAUCCUUGUUGAGUGUUCCUAUAUUUUGUGUGUCAAAUAUCCAACAGUAAGUGGUUCAGAAAAUAUGAGGAAUCAAUGGAGUUUGUUUUGAAAGGGACAAAUCAACCAUUGGUCAGAAUCUUGAAAACAUUCAUUACCAUUGACAUGUCCAGGAACAGAUUCUCGGGAGAGAUUCCGGAUUCCAUAGGGAAUCUUAAUUCACUCAAGUACUUGAAUUUGUCUUACAACAGUCUCACAGGGCAUAUACCAUCAUCCCUUGGAAGUGUGAAAGCACUGGAAUCAUUAGACUUGUCUUCAAACCGACUGAAUGGUGAGAUUCCUCGGAAGCUGACGAUGCUGAAUUUUCUUUCAGCAUUAAAUCUAUCAAUGAAUGAUCUUGUCGGAGAGAUUCCUCAGUCUGGUGGCCAGUUUUCGACAUUUGAUAACAGCUCCUUCAUUCGGAACUCGGGCUUAUGCGGAUUUCCUCUAACAAAAAAUUGCAAGCAAGAUCCCAUGGCUCCUCCUCAAGAAAGUGAGGAUUCUAAUUUUGUGGAUGGAUUUAGUUGGCGACCGGUGGUUUUGGGAUACGGAUGUGGUUUCGUAAUAGGAGUUUUGAUGGGUUGUUUUAUAAUAAAAUAUGGAAGCCCUAAAUGGUUACUGCAACCAAUUUUCGGUGUUCAGUAAGUUUGAGUUUGUUUCAUCAUGUAAUCCGUGAAAUAUCUAAUUCUAUGUUAUUGUCAGUUUAAUUUAA